Messenger RNA from Penicillium salamii, 7338 nucleotides. Lineage: Eukaryota; Fungi; Ascomycota; Eurotiomycetes; Eurotiales; Aspergillaceae. The record is from the annotation of a GenBank genome assembly.
AUGUCACACACACAGAGAGAUGAGGCCUUGGCCCAAGAUGGCAUCGAGCCUAUGGCCAUCAUUGGUAUGUCUGCCCGGUAUCCAGGUGAAGCCUCAACACCAGCGGGCUUCUGGGAGAUGAUCAGCAAUGGACGAAGCGCGCACACCGAGGUGCCUGCUGAUCGAUGGAACGCGGAUUCCUGGUAUCACCCCGACCAGGACCGCAAGGGCACAACCAAUGUCAAGACGGGCUGUUUCCUUGAAGAGGACGUCUCACUCUUCGAUGCUCCUUUCUUCUCUAUGACUGCCCAGGAGGCAGCUGGUAUGGACCCAAUGCAGCGACUCAUGCUAGAAGUAGCGUAUGAGAGUCUGGAAAAUGCAGGUAUUCCCAUGCAAAGUCUUCCCGGAACGAUGACCAGUGUUUACUGUGGAUGUUUCACGGGAGACUACGGCGACCUGGCCAACAGCGAUAUUUACGACGCAGCUCCUUACCAGGCCACAGGUAAGGGUAAGGCAAUGCUUUCCAACCGAGUAUCAUGGUUCUUUGACCUGCGAGGCUCGUCAUUCACCGUGGACACUGCGUGCAGUUCCAGUUUGUACGCUCUGCACCUGGCGUGCCAGUCCCUGCGAUUGAAGGAAUCAAAGAUGGCCAUCGUGGGUGGAACAAACUUGAUCCUCACACCCGACAUGAUGCAUUCCUUGACUGCGCAACGAUUCCUCAGCCCAGAUGGCGUCAGUCAUUCGUUUGAUGCCAGAGCCAACGGUUACGGCCGCGGAGAAGGUAUUGGAGCGAUCAUUAUCAAGCCCCUGCGUGAUGCUCUGGCAGAUGGUGAUACUAUUCGUGCUGUCAUUCGUGGUAGUGGACUCAACCAGGAUGGUAGAACACCUGGUAUUACUAUGCCGGCGGCAGCUGCCCAAGCCGACCUGAUCCGUACUGCGUACGCUGAUGCCGGCCUCUCCCUGGCGGAUACUGGCUUUUUCCAGGCUCAUGGAACUGGAACUGCGUUGGGAGAUCCAAUCGAGUUAUCUGCGAUUGGUGCCACAUUUGGCAAGGCCCGUCUUCCAGACCAGCCUCCACUCUAUGUCAGCUCUAUCAAGACGAAUAUUGGCCACACAGAGGGUGCUUCUGGUCUGGCUGGUGUGAUCGCCACUGUUUUGAGUUUGGAGCAGGGAUGUAUCCCUCCAAAUGCUGGCUGGGAGACCUUGAACCCAAAGCUGCGUCUCGACGACUGGGGCGUGGCAUUGCCACCUAAAUGCAUCCCGUGGCCGACGGAAGGCCUGCGAAGAGCUAGUGUCAACUCGUUCGGAUACGGUGGUGCCAAUGCGCACGUCAUUCUUGACGACGCGUACAAUUAUCUCACCAGCCGGGGACUGGCUGGCAACCAUCAAACAUCAGUGAUCAGUCCCCUGCAAGAAGCUGAUUCAGGAUUCAACUCUGGCGAGGCAUCUGGCGAAGCAUCUGAGAAUGAAGAUUAUAGCGAAGAUUCGGAGAGACAACAUCUCUUUAACUUCUCGGCAUUUGACCAGCCGGCCCUCAAACGUAUGGUGGAAGUCUUUGCCGACUCAAUCGAUCAGCAGAUGAAGUCUUCCAAGAGCAUGACUCCUGCACAGGAACUGCAGGUGAUGCAGAACCGUAUGCAGGACAUGGCCCACACUCUCGCAACUCGCCGCACUAUCUUCAGCUACCGCAGCUUUGCCACCGCUAGCUCGCUGGAGGAUCUCGUCGAGGUCCUUCGCGAUGGACUGCCAAAGUUCGGUCGAGUCUCAAAGGCAGACAAUGUGAUUUGGGUUUUCACUGGCCAAGGUGCCCAGUGGCCGACUAUGGGUCGGGAACUGAUCUCGCAUCUGGCUUUCCGGUCUAGUUUGGAGAAGACACAGGCCGCUUUGGAGAGCUGCGGUUGCUCUUGGAACGUUUUUGAAGAGCUCAACGUGACCAGCAGCAAGCGGCUGGAUAGCCCUACUUUCAGCCAGCCUAUUUGCACCGCUGUGCAACUCGGGUUGAUUCAUUUGAUGAGACACUGGGGUGUGCAGCCCAAGGCAGUGAUUGGUCAUUCCAGUGGUGAAAUUGCUGCGGCAUACGCUGCCGGUGCAAUCUCCCACGAAGACGCCGUCAAGAUUGCGUACCAUCGUGGAGUUUACUCUGCUGAUGUCGGCAAUCGACAGGAAGGCCUUUCUGGAGGCAUGUUGGCCGCUGGACUGAGUCCCGAAGAAGCCCAACCGUACCUUGAUCGCGUUGUGGAAGGAUCUGCAACAAUUGCCUGUUACAAUUCCCCCAGCAGUGUUACCAUCUCCGGAGACCAGAGUGCCAUUGUGCAGCUCGAAGCUGAGAUGAAGAAGGAUCAGAAGUUUGCCAGACAGCUGCGUGUUCAAACUGCCUACCACUCUUCUCACAUGAACCUUGUUGCAGAUGACUACAAGACCGCCAUGGGUGACAUUCAGCAGUUGCCCAAGUCCACCAACUCUGUUGCUAUGUUCUCUUCCGUCACUGGCGCAUUGAUUGACCCGUCUGAGCUGGGUACCUCAUACUGGGUGCAGAACAUGGUUCAGCCGGUGAGAUUCGCCGAAGCUAUGAAGUCGCUUCUGUCCUAUGCGCCUGCAGCCAGAGGCCGUCGCCGUGCCACUCCAGUGGAAUACAGUGCUGUCGUUGAGCUUGGACCCCACGAGGCCCUGAAAGGACCUGUCAAUCAAAUUGUCAGCGACUUCAACAGCAAGCUUGCGUCCACUAUCACCUACACUUCUGCCCUGAGACGUGGUCAAGAUGCCCAGGCGACGGCGCUCGAGGCUGUAGGAACACUCUGGAGUAUUGGACACGCCGUGGACAUGGCCAAGGUCAACCACAUCGACGAAGAAUACAAACCCAAAGUCCUGAUUGAUUUGCCUACCUACCCAUGGAAUCAUGACAAGGGCUUCUGGCACGAGUCAUACAGCAGCAAGUCCAAGCGAUUCCAGAAGUACCCCAGGACCGACCUUCUUGGAGCCCCUGUUCACGACCAGAACCCCAUGUCGCCUCGUUGGAGAAACAUUCUGCGCAUUCCCGAGAACCCCUGGUUGCAGGACCACAAUAUUCAAGGCUCGAUUCUGUUCCCAGCCGCUGGUAUGUUGGCCAUGGUCAUUGAAGCUGCGAAGCAAAUCGCAGAGGACCGGAACCCUAAAGGCUUUGAGCUGCGCAAUGUCCGAUUCGACCGCGGACUGGUCAUCCCUUCAGCGGAACAGUCCAUUGAAACCACCCUUCACCUGCACCCAUUGGAUGCAGAGGACGCCGAAAAGGCAUCAUGGUACAAGUUCCAGCUUUUCUCCUGCUCAUCCACUGGAUCAUGGACGGAACACUCCUCAGGAACCGUAAGAAUGAUGUGGGAGAGCAACAACAGCGCAGAAAGCAAGUCCGAGUGGACAUCUUGCCAGGCCAAGUAUUCAGCGAUUCAAGAAAUCUCCACCCAAACCAGUGUUCGAGCUUUCUACAAUGGUCUUGAUGCAGUGGGUAUGCACUACGGGCCCAGUUUCAAGAACAUGACCGAGGCCCAUGCCCAUGGUGCAACCCGCUCUGCGCACGGAACAAUCACUAUCCCUGAUACCAAGAGUGUGAUGCCGAAUCAGUUUGAGUUCCCUCAUGUCAUUCACCCUGCUACAUUGGAUGCGAUGUUCCAUCUUCUAUUUGUCGGUGAUACUGGUGGUAACCCCAUGCGGGAGGCGUUCGUUCCCGUUUCGCUGGAGCGAAUGUUUGUUUCCUCUGACAUUACUUCUGUUGCUGGGGUUGAGCUCAAGGGUUACACCCAGUGUUGUUCGAAGACGCAGCGUGAGACCGUUGGAACUGUAGUCAUGUCCGGUGCUGACUUCACCAAGCCCGGUCUAACGAUUGAAGGCUUUGUUGCUCGCGAGGUCAGCUCAUCGACUGGACCGGUUGAGCCCAUGAACUCCAUGAGCGAGUCGCAGGCUCCCAAGCGAACUGGACAUCUUCACUGGGUGGAGGACAUUGCUCACUGGAAGGGCGAUGCUGUUGUGGAUAGCCUGAAGGCUACCCAGCGGAUCACCGCACAGAUGAGCAGCUGGCUUGAGCGACUGUGUCACAAGGAAGCAGAGCUCAAUGUGCUGGUGAUCGGCUCCCAACUAACAGAGGUUGUUCGCCAGUGGGCUCCGAUGAACGGACGUCGCUUCUGUUUCCGGAGGUGCACUAUCGCUGCGCCCACACAAGCUGACCUUGAUUCCAUCAAGGAGGCUCUUUCAGACAAGGAAUAUCAGGUGGAAUACAUGAGGCUCGAUCUUGCCGAAGAGUCGACCCCUGAAACCCCUCGUUUCGAUCUCGUCUUGUCUAGCACAACUCCUCAAGUCGGCUUAGGCCCGGAGAAGAGUCUGGAGUCCCUCCAGUCAUUGCUGAACCCUGCCGGUCGUGUCAUCUUCGGAGGAGAUGCCAACUCAGAGCUGGGAGAUGUUUCGGCAUGGAACAAGGCUCUCACCACUGCUAGCUUCGAACAAUCCCAGGUCUAUCACAGUACCGCAGACACCACUAUGAUUGUCUCAUCUACAGCGGAACAAGACACCGAAAAGCCCAAGGAAAUUGCCAUUCUUGAAGCUCCCGAUAUGACUCCUGCUCUCCGGACCCUCAAAGCAAACAUUGAGGAAAUCGUUCAAUCACAGGGCAUUGCCGUCUCAACUGUCAAACUGGAGGACAGCUCCAGCUUCACCGACAAGUGGGUGAUCUCUUUGGUUGAAGUCGAGAAGCCUUUCAUCAUGGGAUGGAGCGAGGAGAACCUGCAGCAGUUCCAGGCCCUGGCUACAUCAGCGGAGUACGUUCUGUGGCUUACUCGCGGUGGACAGCUCUUGGACUCGCCGAACAUCGACUGGAGUCUGACCACCGGUCUUUUGCGUACAUUGCGCGUUGAGAUGGCGAAGCUGUCAAUUCCUCACCUGGACCUAUCUCCCAAGCUUGAUCUCACCUCUUCCCGUGCUGUGGAAGUUAUCAUGUCUUGCUUUAACGCCUCGUCGCCAAACAAGUCAUAUGAGCCUGAGAUGGAAUAUGCCGAGAAAGAUGGCACCAUCUAUAUCCCUCGCUUCAAGAGCAACAACAGCUUUGACCAUGAAAUUGAUCGUCACUCUGCUCAAUCCAAGUCUUUGAUGCAGAAGCUUGACGCUCAGGACCGGGCUUUGAAAAUCUCAACUGGAAAGACGGGUCUUCUGAGCGAUCUCCGUUGGACGGACGAUGAGCUGAUCAGCACUUCUCUCGGGGAUAAUGAUGUCGAGUUUAAGACCCAGUACGUUGGUCUUGAACAGGCUGAUGUCACUGUUGCAAAGGGCUCGAGCCAGUGCACUACUCUUGGUCGCCAGGCAGGUGGAGUCAUCACCCGAGUUGGCGCAAACGUCACUCGCUUCCAGAUCGGCCAAAAGGUUGUUGCUGUUCGAUCUGAGGCCUGUCGCAUGUUCAACCGCCAAUCCCAGGACUUUGUCCAGGCCGUGCCUGACCAUGUGAGCUUGGAGAAUGCGGUUGCUACAUUCAGAGCGUAUGCCACUGCGUAUUACGCGCUGGUCAAUUUGGCCCAUUUGCAGUGCUCCGAGACUAUCCUCAUCCAUGGUGCUGACGGAGAGCAAGGUAAGGCGGCUAUCCAUCUGAGUCGCUACUUCGGAGCAAAGGUCUUUGCUACCGUGGGAUCUGAAGAGCAAAGAGAAAUCAUCGCCAAGGAGUAUUCUCUCCCGCAAGAUCGCGUCUUCAACUCGAACAGUGGAUCUUUCGCUCACUCCGUGCUCCGUGCUACCAAUGGUGAAGGUGUUGAUGUGGUUCUGAGCUUGGUGGACCACGACUCUGCGCCGCAGGAGCGUCUUUGCGUUGGCGAUUUCGGCCGCUUCGUUGGAUUGGCUGGCCGAGGUAAGAGCUCUCUUUUCUAUAUGCCAGAUCAAGCUAACAUGAUUUCAGACCACUCUUCCUACAGUGGACUUUCCACUAUGCAGCAGAGAAACGUCGUCUUUGCCACCCUCGACAUGGAAGUAGUCGAGAAAAGCCGACCUCGCGUGGUAUCGGACAUUCUGGCGAAGAUCGGAGCACUGCUUGAUGCCGACCUCAUCAAAUCCAUUCCCGCCGCUGAGAUAUACCCCGUAUGCGAUAUUGAAAAGGCUUUGGUUGCGAUUGACAAGCGCAUAGCCACAGGCAAAGUUAUCUUGGAUUUGGCCGAUCAGUCACCCGUGCCUGUGAUUCUGCCUCGACUGGCCUCCCUCCAACUCGACCCUGAAGCUACAUACAUUCUCAGUGGAGGUCUCGGAGGUCUGGGACCCAGUGUCGCAGAAAUGAUGAUUAGCCACGGUGCCCGUCAUCUGGUGUUCCUUUCUCGCUCCGGGUCCAAGUCCGCCGAGGCACAGGAGCAUCUCCGUCGGCUGAGUGGGCUGGGAUGCAAGGCAGAAGCAUUUGCCUGUGACAUUGGUACCCUUUCUUCUGUGGAGUCGGUGCAACAGCUCGGCACAGAGAAGGGGUGGAAGAUCCGUGGUGUCGUGCAGUGCGCCAUGGUUCUGCGGGACAGCACAUUCGAGAACAUGACACACCAGAAAUGGACCGAGUCCAUUCAACCCAAGAUUUACGGCAGUUGGAAUCUGCACCAGGUGUUCGGUAACCAACCUUUGGAUUUCUUCAUCAUGCUUUCUUCUGUGUCAGGUGUCAUUGGAAACCCAGCUCAGGGUAACUACACCGCUGGAAACACCUACCAGGAUGGAUUGGCGCUCUACCGACACCAACAAGGCCUCCCCGGUACUGCACUUGCAGUUGGUGCGGUGAUGGACGUGGGUGCUUUCGCUGACAACUCCUACUUCGAGAACUUCCUUGAGAAAUUCGAGCACCUGGCAUCCUUGACUGUCAAGAUCGAGGAAGUCAUGAUUAUUCUGCAGACACUGAUGAAGGGUCAGACUGAGGAUGGAGUGACCGUGCCUCCACUUUUGGCCAUGGGUUUCACCGAAGAGCUCAAGCGUGAUGGAAACAUCACAAGUCUGUGGCCUAAGGAUCGCAAGUUCGACCACCGUAUCGAGCUGCCCGAGGAUGGUGACGCCAACGCUGGUGGGGACAAAGUGCGCCUUGCCGAUCUGAUCGGCCAGGUCACUGAUCUUACCGAGGCAGGAAAGGUGGUCGAGGAGGCCCUGAAGGCUAACCUUGCAAACGCCAUGACAGCCUCUCCAGAGGAUGUUGACGCUGACAAGCCACUCCACGCCUACGGUGUGGACAGUUUGAAAGCCGUUGAAGUUCGCAACUGGCUCUUCCGAGAGUUGAAAUGCGAUAUUUCUGUCUUCGACAUUCUCAGCCCCAUGUCAUUGGCUAAGCUGAGUGUGAACAUUGCUGAAAAGAGCAAGUUCCUCCCUGAGAGCAUCAAGCGAGGAGACCAAUUUGAGUAA